CUAUAUAUCGACUGUCACACGCGGUUUUCUCAAACGAGUUUUUACCUCUGAUUUGGAUUAACACAGCUGUUUGGAAUUUACCUGUUUGCUGUCACUAUAACCACGUGUGUUACCUUUAACUUUACAGAGAAAAUGAAGAUGGUACAGUUUAACAGCACCAAGAUUAACAAACGCUCACCAACCCAGACCGUUGCUCGGAGACAUCUCAAACUUCAUCUCAAGCGUGUGAGGGACCGAGAAUAUGCCAGACUCCGAGAUAUGGUACCGUCCAUCGCAAGCAAAGACAAAGUUUCAAAGGUUACAGUGAUUGAAGAAGCGGUCAAGUACAUUGACGAACUCCAUAGAGCCCUUAUUGAGCGCCUAAACAGCAAAGGUCUUCAAGACGGUUUGAUAAAUGAAACAAAUGUCAAAGACUUCGUCCACAACAUGAUGCCACAGACGUUUUUCAAGAAAGAUGAAAGUGCCAGCUGUUUUGAGAAACAACAAAAAGUCCCGUCAUUUUUAUUACAACGAAAAGGACCUAAAUCAUUUUAGAUCGUUACAAGCGCCCGUCCAACUCUGAUGUGAUAGCCAUGAUAUAUCUGUGAUAUACACAUUGUAAACUCCUCCUCCAAGCGUAUAAUCCACCGAGAUUUUGUGAUAUAUUGGACUGCUUACACCCACUAUUGUGUUCAUUCAUUACAACUACCGGAAGUGACGUCAGUCAAGAAAUCCUUCAGCAAGGUUUGCUUUCAUUACAAUACAACGAUCGGACGAAAGUGAUGUCUCCUCCAAACUCUUCUGGUGCAUCGUACAGACCGGAAGUGACAUCACCAAAUGACAAACGUGAUGUGAACCUGCCACUUUCGAUGAAGAGCUAUUAUCGACUUUCAAAAAGGCGCGACAGUUCCUGUCAGUAAUCUGGACGUCUCUCUGGUCCCAAAGAAAUAGGCGAGACAGUUCCAAAGACAUCCCUGACGCCUUUAAAGUCGGGGAUAUAUUGUGACACCAAGACUGCGUGAAAACUGACAGUAUCUCGUGCUGUACCUUCAAAGUCUCGCGUGAAAUGUGACUAAGUCUCGCGUGAAAUGUGGCUUCUGGAUUGAUGAUACCAGCGUGUCAGAUAAUAUGGCGAAUUUCGAAGAAAGUGGGAGAAUUGAAUUACAACAAUUUUUACCCCAUGUGAUUUACUUUGGGUAUUGUAAAUACCAAAGAGUUUUAACGUACUAGUCCCAAUGUUGUGUGUUGAUGUCGACAUCAAAUGUCGCGUGCUGAACUCUUGACCUUCUUUGACUCUUAUUAAGACAAUACAAAGGAGAAAGAUAAAAAUUGUGACCAGCAUUCCAAUCAUAGUGCCUAGCACUCACAUUUUUGUGUAUACCGUAAUAUUUAUUUAAAAUGUAUAAAUCAUAAAAAGCCAAAAAAUCAUGCAAUAAAAAUUACUAAAACGUUA
Molecule: messenger RNA, 1432 nt
Organism: Pecten maximus
Lineage: Eukaryota; Metazoa; Mollusca; Bivalvia; Pectinida; Pectinidae
Exons: 6
Coding region: 133-534 (133 amino acids)
Molecular function (GO): protein dimerization activity
Source: RefSeq, a predicted model, not a curated record